Messenger RNA from Cuscuta europaea, 2560 nucleotides. The record is from the annotation of a GenBank genome assembly. NCBI's taxonomy places the organism in Eukaryota, Viridiplantae, Streptophyta, Magnoliopsida, Solanales, Convolvulaceae.
AACAAAACCUUUAAAGGAUUCAAAAUAAAAAAACCUCCUUCAGAUUAAAACUUCAUCAUGAGAAGGCAGAGAAAUUUUCCUGGACGGAGGGAGUAUGUUUCUAACGACAGCUUCUCUCCCUAGGUAUCGCCUGGGCUCUUUUGCGUAACUUUGAAUCGCUGGUUGACAUGGGAUUUUUGUGUUUCAUUCUUGCAAUUGCUAUGAUUUACUUGGAAUAUCUUACUGUCGUCUGUUGAUUUGAGACUGGUACGAUGUCUUACGGUCAAGAAACGAGGUUGUUCUUCGCGAUUGUACUGUUCAUGUAGCCUUACGAUUUGGGUUUGUUUGUUAGCAAUUGUUUGUGUGUUUCUAGUCUAUUUUUGAGAGUAUCUUCGGACUCGCCAUACCUGGACGAAUCUCCUUGACUACUUAUUUGAAGGCAGAGGAGGAAUUAGAUUGUUUCUCUGUUCAUCGCGUCUGCAGUCAUACGUGUUAAAACGCGUAAACUGAUUCUAGGAUUCUAUGUUCGUAUUUGUAGUUAUAAUCGAUACUUACUGGUAUUUGCUUGGUCGGAAUUUGCUGUUAAGUCCGUCCCAACCUUUGAAUUCGUUCUGCGAGUCACGUAGGUCGCAAAUACAGUCCGGUUUCCGUUCGCUGCUCUGGAUUUCCACUGAUUCCAGAACGACCGCAAACACUGUUCAUCUUCAUCCAUGGUGAGGAAAAAGUCAAUGACUGUGGAGCCAGUAACUGUGCGAAAUACUAGGUCAAGGUUUUCCCUGCUUCCUAACAUCGAUGUUGAGUUUCCAGUUCUUCCUGGGAAUGGAGUCAAGAAACCUGGUGCGGGAUUUGCUGAGACAGGAGGUAAUCAUGGUUCAGGGGCUGCAGAACUUGCUAGGUCAACUUCCAGAUUUGCUGUGCUUGAAGGAAUGGAAGAUGAAUUCCUUGAACUUGGAGGUGCUGUGAACGGAAGGUCUGCUGCAACUUCUCUGGUGGCUAAUCUUACGCAGGAGGUGACAAAGGCUCAGCUUCCUAAGGCGCAUGAUAUAGUAGCAGUGAACAACAAUUUGAGAAACCAGGACAACCUUGCUGGGAGUAGUUCGCAGGUUACUUUUGCAGAACAUGAAAAUGAUCUGCCUGAAAAAAAUUUGACUUCAAAACCUGCUAAGGUUACUGUGAAGAAUGUGAAUUAUGGGGAAAAGUCUAAAACUAAUGCAGUGGACAACGCCAUUGCUAAGCAGGCAGAUACUGUUAAUGGUGGUCCACUGGAAAAGGAACAAAAAACGAAUGGGGAUGCAGUGGUUAUCCAAAAACCGUGGUCCUCACUGUUUAAAGACAACCGUAACCCUUCAAAUGGCUUGAAACUGAGGUAUAUUCCACCAAAAGGCACGUCCUUGGAUUUUACGGAUAGAAUUUUGCCUACUAUGGUUGACAUGUGGGGAUUUUGUCUUGUGGGAUUCUUUACUGGGAAAUUUCCGGGCCUUAAGGCAAUCUAUGAUCUGAAAAACACUUGGGGGUUAGUUGCAUUGUAAAACAACAUAAUAAGGGGUGGGUUAUCUUCAAAUUUCAUAAUGAUGAAGAUAGAACAAAAGUGUUGAAUGGAGGGCCUUAUACCAUCUUUGGAGUACAACUCAUUCUAAAAUCACUUUCAGAAGAUUUUUCCUUUGAUGAUGAUGAAUUUCUCAAGGUUCCCAUUUGGGUCAAAUUUCCUAAUUUACAUAUGAAACUUUGGAAUGAGGAGGCUAUGAGUGAGGUUGCAUCUAUGGUAGGAGUCCCACUUUCUACAGAUAAAGUAACUCAAGAUAGGAGCAAUCAUCACUUUGCUAGAGUUCUGAUUGAAGUUGAUGUUUCAUAACCACCUCCGCUAUCAUUUCCGAUACGAUUACCUUCCGGUAAGGUAGUCAAACAAAUGGUGGUUUAUGAAACUUUCCCUAACUUUUCUUUUCAUUCUAAAAUUUAUGGGCACCACUCAUUUAUUUGCAAAAAAUUGGCAUCAAAAGAACGGGAUGAGGCUAUUGUUGAAAAGAAUGAGGAAUUUGUGAAUGAGGCUAUUCCAAUAAUACCCAAGGACAUAGAAAAAGAAAAGCUACCAAUGAAAGAGGUCCAAGAGGGAUGCAUAGAAAAUGGGGUAAGAGAUGAGGUUAGAGAAAAGCUCCAGCAAGACACAACUACACCGAAUGAAUCAGCUACCAUGCCCGAACCAGAGGGGGGAGAUGACACAGAAGAUGAGGAAUUAGAUGAUGAGUCGAGAGAUGAGGAGGAACAGAGAAUUCUUGACGAGUACUGGAAAAAAAUUACACAAUAUAAGGAGAUGAAGAAAAACAUGGAAGCUGAGCCUGCUCAAAUAGGUUUAGGCUAAUUUGAUACAGAUUUCCACUGGCGGUUAUUUCUAAUGGUUGUUUGUUUUUUAUUCCUCUGAUUAGAUGGAUAUGGGGGAUGCCCCAUUAUUUUGAUGAUGCAUUAUAUUUAGGUUAGAUUUAUCUAACUUAGAUAGUCUUUUUAGAUUUUGUGUGAUACAUUGUAAAAUGUUAUUUUUGGGUGUCUUUUAUAUACUUACAUUUCAUCCAAAAAAAAGAGAAGGCAG